AUGUCUUCUCGCCCACCCGUCUACAUUGUUUCCGUUGCACGGACCCCCGUUGGCUCAUUUCUAGGAGCUCUAUCCAGCCUGACUGCCCCUCAGUUGGGAUCCCAUGCGAUCAAGGCCGCGCUCCAACGCGUCCCUGAAAUCAAACCUGAAGAUGUCGAAGAGGUGUUCUUUGGAAACGUCAUUUCUGGAAAUGUUGGACAGAACCCUGCCAGGCAGUGUGCGCUCGGUGCUGGCCUCUCCGACUCGACCAUCUGCACCACCCUUAACAAAGUAUGCGCCUCCGGAAUGAAAGCCGUGGCCCUCGGAGCCCAAACAAUUAUCACCGGGAAUGCCGACAUUAUUGUUGCUGGUGGAACCGAAUCCAUGUCUAAUGCGCCCCAUUAUAUCCCCAAUAUGCGAACUGGCGCCAAAUAUGGCAAUCAAACCCUGAUCGAUGGCAUCAUGAAGGAUGGACUCACCGACGCUUGGAAGCAAGAAAUUAUGGGGCUUCAAGCCGAGGAAUGUGCUGAGGACCAUGGUUUCAACCGACAACAGCAGGAUGACUAUGCUAUUCAUACUUAUGAACGUGCACAGGCAGCCCAAAAAGCCGGGCUUUUCGAUUUUGAGAUCGCGCCCGUCGAAAUCCCUGGUGUCAGGGGCAAGCCGGCUACCAUUGUUGACAAGGACGAGGAGCCAAAAAAUCUGCACCACGAAAAGCUCCGGGCUAUUAAACCCGCCUUUAUCCCCAACACCGGCACUGUCACCGCCCCCAACUCCUCUCCUCUCAACGACGGCGCUGCUGCCAUCGUUCUUGUCUCCGAAUCCAAGUUGAAAGAACUUAAUAUUAAGCCCCUCGCCAAAAUUCUCGGCUGGGCUGAUGCUGCCAAACAGUCUAGCAAAUUCACGACUGCCCCGUCUUUGGCUAUUCCUAAGGCUCUCAAGCACGCUGGCGUUGAGCAAUCUGCGAUUGAUGCAUUUGAGAUCAACGAGGCAUUUAGCGUUGUCGCGCUGGCUAAUAUGAAGCUCCUUGGCCUUAAUGAGGAUAAAGUUAAUCUUCACGGUGGUGCUGUUGCCAUUGGCCACCCUCUUGGUGCAAGCGGCGCCCGUAUUCUUACCACUCUAUUGGGUGUGUUGCGACAGAAGAAGGGUAAGCUCGGCUGCGCUGGUAUCUGCAAUGGUGGUGGUGGAGCCAGUGCAAUGGUUAUUGAAUAUUUGCAGUAA
Molecule: messenger RNA, 1200 nt
Organism: Ophidiomyces ophidiicola
Lineage: Eukaryota; Fungi; Ascomycota; Eurotiomycetes; Onygenales; Onygenaceae
Gene: ERG10
Product: erg10, acetyl-CoA C-acetyltransferase
Exons: 5
Coding region: 1-1200 (399 amino acids)
Biological process (GO): ergosterol biosynthetic process; fatty acid beta-oxidation
Molecular function (GO): acetyl-CoA C-acetyltransferase activity
Source: RefSeq, a predicted model, not a curated record